UGAUGGUCGAACGCACAACUCUCAGUCGCAGGUCGAACAGAAAUCAACUCUCACUGCCCUACGCCCGUCCGUCACAGCGCGCCUCGAAGUCGUCGUUGUCGUCAAUGUUUAACAGUAUAGUGAACUGGUUCAAAGCAACCGAUGAGCUUGAUGAAGACGAGCCAGUGGAUGAACAAGACGCAGGGUCAUCCAAUCCCGCUGCACAAGCUCUUGUUGAUCGAGGGCACGACAUGAGUGCUGGACAAGACGCAUUGCCCCCGCCACCACGACGAAGUGACGGCCACCAACCACCACUCACGUCGCAGUCGUCAUAUCCACAACUGCCUGGAGGUCCUCCGCCGGUUGAAACACAAGCAACUACGUCAACGUUCUCUUUCCCGUCAGCCCCUCCUCCCGUUACACGUACUUCGACCUCUUCCUCUCCUGGACCAGAGGGACUCCCCAAGAACAAUAUCGAAACCGUCGCAAAUUAUCUCAACAGAAAGAUAGGGCAAGGACAAGCCCUCGAUGCUGUGGAGAUUGCGGGUGUCAUGGCAUUACUCAAGGAUGAGGGCGCUGAAGACCCAGAUGAGGAGAAACACGAACCGUUCCGCUUCUCUACCAGCCCGUCUACUCGUGGUAAUAGCCCUUCUCUCGGCGCCCUGGCGGCGAGCACGUCUGCACCCGCCGCCAACGGCGACGCGAAGAAGCCUCGUAUGCUGACGAAGAACCCUAACGGUGUUUAUCGGUGGCAAGGUGCUGGAAGUGCUCGUCCGCGAAACCGGUACCAGUCUCCAGGUUUCGGUCCAUCACGAUCGCAGCCAACCAUCAAGAUUAUCCCGGAGAAGACUGAGACGACAGACGCGAAGAGACGGCGUGUGAGCGAGGAGGCACAGGAAUCGACUUCUCAGCACGCACCGGCACCCGCGUCUGCUACUGAUGGCGCUCCCUCAACAUCCGCCGAUGGCGCUGACGGCUCAUCAAGUGCGCCAUUGGCGGGCAACCAGAAGUCGCCAUCACCGCAGCCAACUGCUUCUUCCUCGAAGUCCGAUGGGCUCGCGCCCCCGGCAACACCUGGACUCCGCACGACUGGAAUCACUACACCCAACGCGCCGGCGGUCCCAUCACCACUACGAAACUCCUGGAGCAACGAUCCUUCGUUUCCAUCAUCAGCUGCGCCCAAGCCAACACGCGCUGCCACUCUAGUGACAGACAUACUCAAAGAGGUCACGCCGUCAGAGAAGAAAAAAGACCUUAUCAAUCCUUACGAGGCAUUCUAUCCUGGUAACCUCAAUCAGCUGCCGAAGAAGAAGCCGUUGAAGAGGAAGGCGAGUUCUAAGGGGGUUGAGAAGAAGGCAGGUCCGCUAGCGAAUGCUCCUGGGCAGAAGUCAGAGGAGAAGAAGCAGAAGGAGGCUGAGAUGAGUCCGAGUAAGAUUAUCGAGGCAACUGUGCCUAAGGGUGCCAAGCGGGCACGUCCUCCACCAGAACUUGAGAAGCAAAAGCCAGCAGCUCUCGGCCAGGAGCCACGAAAGGCUGAGCCGCUCAAGCCCUCUGAACGUCAGACGGCUCCGAGUGGCUCUUCAUUUCUCAAAAUUCCAAGCAAAAAACCUGCUAAACCACCGGUCAUAAUAGAGGAACUAUCGGACGAGGAUCAGCCGUCGCCGUCUAAGAAGGCGAAGACCAAGACUCCAACACCUGCUCAACCAGUUGCUACUCCACCUGCGCCCACCUUCGCUGCUGUUCUAGCCCUGGCUGCUGCUUCUGCCAAGUCGCCCGUGCCUACCCGGUCUAUCUCGAUUGAGGAGGUUGAGGAGGUUGAGGAUCAAGACAUGGAAUCAGUUAAGCCUGCACAGGUGAUUGAGCCUGAGGAGAACACCCGUCGUAGCUCCUCUCCUACUUCCCCCACCACCUCUGCGCCCGGUCCCUUUGGUGCCAAGUCUGCAUUUGGCACCAAAUCUUCCGCACCGAAAGCCCCUUCAAAGCUGCGAUACAGCAUUCAACCUGAAAAGGACGAGCAGACACAAGAUAUUGCCGAGAGGAAGGAGAGUGAGACGCCUAGCGAGAAGUCAUCGUCGUCAUAUGCGUCCACCUCAGCGCCAUUUGGUGCCGCGCGACCUGCGAAGAAGUAUCCCAUUGACGUUACCGAGAUCAUGAAGUUCGUGAAGUCUUUGCCGAAGUUCGAGCUCAAUGCGUACCCAUUCGACACUCCCACGUCAUCGCCCGGUGCCGGACCAAGCACCGUCAAGGCACGAGACGCAGCAAAGGCCACGUCUGUCUUGGAGCUGCCAGCCUACUCGUUCGAUUUCACCGCUGCACCGACAGCUGCACCGAGCGCGACCCCCGGCUUCAACUGGAGCGGAGUCAGCGCGGAGAACUCCACCGAGGCUGGGGAUCAGUGGACGUGCUCUACAUGCAUGCUCAAGAACCCUGCCGCAGCGACGGAGAAGUGCACAAUCUGCGACGCCCCUCGGCCAAGCGCGGAACUUGCGGCACCGGUCACGAAGGGCUUCAGUUGGAACGCAGCUGGCGUGAAAGCACCCGCCGGGACUGAGGAUCAGUGGACGUGCUCUACGUGCAUGCUCAAGAACUCUGCCACAGCGACGGAGAAGUGCACGAUUUGCGAGGCCCCUCGACCGGCUGCCGCAAUCAAGGAGGCUCCCAAGGCCUUCGACUGGGUGGCAGCCGGGAUGAAGGCUCAGCCUGCCCCUUCCGCCGACACAUGGACAUGUGCGCAGUGCAUGCUCCAGAAUCCCGGUACCGCACAGGAGAAAUGCACGGUUUGCGACGCCCCCCGGCUGGGCGCGCAGGCCGCAAAGCCUCAGCCCACAACGUCUGCCGGUACUUGGACGUGCUCGCUGUGCAUGCUCCAGAACCCGGGGACCGCACAGGAGAAAUGCACGAUUUGCGACGCCCCUCGGCCGGCCCCUCAGGCUGCGAAGCCUCAGCCCACAUCGCAGUCUCCUGUCGGUACGUGGACGUGCUCUACAUGCAUGCUCCAGAAUCCAGGGACUGCAUCGGAGAAAUGUACGAUUUGCGACGCUCCCCGGCCGGAUGCAAAGCCAGCGGCACCGGCCACGAAAGGCUUCGACUGGGCUGCUGCGGGUAUGAAGCAGCCAACGGCUACCAGCGGAUGGACGUGCAAGAGCUGCAUGCUGCAGAAUCCCGCGGACGCCGAGAAGUGCACUGUUUGUGACGAGCCCCGAUGAGCGUAUUUAAUGUUGUGAUUUGUUCUGUACAGCGCAUUGUUUGUUGCUUUGCUUUUUUUUACACACUGGAAUGUAUUCCGCUGCAGUAUGCUGUGAUGAUACUAAUCUAUC
Messenger RNA from Phanerochaete carnosa HHB-10118-sp, 3296 nucleotides. RefSeq lists its product as uncharacterized. Lineage: Eukaryota; Fungi; Basidiomycota; Agaricomycetes; Polyporales; Phanerochaetaceae. The record is from RefSeq and is a predicted model, not a curated record. The annotation marks the transcript as partial. The transcript is spliced from 5 exons.